AUGUCUGGAAAAGUAACUAAUGAAGACAUUUUAGUGGCAAUCCAAAAGUUAACUUCAAAACAAGACAAUUUUCAAGAAGAUCUUUCAUCUAUUAAAGAAUGUAUAAUUAAACAAAAAGCUGAAAACGAAAAUCUGCAAACUAAAAUUGUAAACCUUGAAACCGAAAAUAGUGAAUUAAAACAGAAACUUAAUAUCCUUGAAAGAAAUCAAAAGAAAAACGGUUUCUUAAUUUUUGGCCUCGCUCAUAGCAAAGAUGAUAAUCUUUUAGAACUUGUGGUUAACUUUAUUAAGGAAAAGUUAGAUUCAGAAUUUAGCAAAACAGAUAUAAAUUAUUUAUUUUCAUUGAAAAACAAAAAGGAUAAAACUGCACCAAUAAUUGUCCAUUUAACUUCACUAAUAAAAAAACAAGAUAUAUUUAAAAACGUAUUUAAACUGAAAAAUACUGGAGUUGCUUUAGCCCACGACCUAAAUAAAGAAGAACGAGAUAAUCGUAAAAUUCUGCUGGGUAAAUUUAAAGAAGCGAAGAAAAAUAAUCUAGAAACAAAAUUGUUGGGACAAAAAUUAAUAAUAGAAGGAAUAGUUUAUACUGCCAAAGAAUUAGAAAAUAAAAAUCUAGAAGAGUUACUAGUAGAAAGUGCCGACAUAGUAUCUUCAGACGAGGAAGAGGAAGAUAAUCGUUAUAAAAAGACUCCAGAAAAAGAAAAUAAUAUACAAAUAUUAAAUAUUAAAGAAGCCACGACAUCUAAGGAAAAGCAGGGUCAACAAGAUAUUGGAGUUAAUAAGGGAAAACAGAUAGAAACAAAUAACAUCAAAACCAGGAGUAAUCAAAGAAACAAAAAGUAG
Messenger RNA from Brassicogethes aeneus, 843 nucleotides. The record is from the annotation of a GenBank genome assembly. Lineage: Eukaryota; Metazoa; Arthropoda; Insecta; Coleoptera; Nitidulidae.